Penicillium bovifimosum is the source of this 942-nucleotide messenger RNA. RefSeq lists its product as uncharacterized. Gene Ontology annotation, biological process: regulation of transcription by RNA polymerase II. Gene Ontology annotation, cellular component: core mediator complex; mediator complex. Gene Ontology annotation, molecular function: transcription coregulator activity. The record is from RefSeq and is a predicted model, not a curated record. The transcript has a single exon. The coding region runs from base 1 to 942 and encodes 313 amino acids. Lineage: Eukaryota; Fungi; Ascomycota; Eurotiomycetes; Eurotiales; Aspergillaceae.
AUGAACGAACUCAUCCAGUCUGCCUUGACUGAAAUCGAAUCCAAACUCAAUGCGCUGCUGACAAUUCUCACAACCUCUCCCACUGCUGCAGGAGCGCCUGCUGCGGCGGUCGCGCUUCUUGACGCGGACGAUGCGCUGACCUCCGCCAUUGAAACCCUUCGACAACACCAAGAAAACCACGCAAAGAUCCUUCGGUUACGGGCUGAAGCACAACAAUUGGAGGACCGGGUGAAGGGAAUUGUGAGGGAGAUCGAAGUGUACGACAAAGAUAUCCGUACGGCUUGUGCAGACGGCGGCGACAGCGACAGCGAUUUCGAUUCUGACUCGGAUGAUGGUACUGGAGACAAGGCAACGGACUUGCAGGGAAUCAAAGAGAUUGAUUACAAGUUACUAUUGGAUUUCGCACGUCGCAUCAGCAAGUACAACCACGAGGCAGCAGCCGAUGCCGCUUCAGGCGCCGCGAAACGACAGGGACAAGGAAAAGUCCUUGCCGGCAAAGACGUGAUAAUGACGGGUACAAACGGAGACCAGGCCACAGAGGAUGGUGCAGAGCCAGUGGCAACCGUCACCAAAAACGCAACGCAGUGGUUGGACGAGUCCGCGAAUGUCACACGCGAAGUUUACAUGCUGCCAUACCCAAUGGAGGAACGGAUACGGAUGGGUCUGAUGGGUCAAGUUCAGCUCGUCGCUGGCAACGACCCUGAAAAGGAAGUCGAACGGCUAUUACGCGAGGCCGAAGGUCUUGGGGCCGCAGAACCGCCUUCACAGGUGGAACCUGCAGAAAGUACGAAACAGGCGGACGAGGCCUCGAAGGCCGCAGCUCAAGCCGGAUCAUCGGCGGCUGGAAUGCCACGGGUGCCUGUUCCAGCGGCUGCGCCGAAACUCAAACCCAAGGCUAUGCUGGAUCUUGAUCUUUACGAUCCUGACGACGACGAUGAUUGA